This is a messenger RNA of Acomys russatus (golden spiny mouse), 1422 nucleotides long. It is a transcript of the gene Dcstamp, whose product is annotated as dendrocyte expressed seven transmembrane protein. The transcript has 3 exons. NCBI's taxonomy places the organism in Eukaryota, Metazoa, Chordata, Mammalia, Rodentia, Muridae. The record is from RefSeq and is a predicted model, not a curated record. Gene Ontology annotation, cellular component: membrane. Bases 10 to 1422 code for a protein of 470 amino acids.
AAAAGGAGCAUGAGGCUCUGGACCUUGGUCACUAGAGUCUUGCUAAGGCUUUGGGGGACUUAUGUGUCUGCGGGAAGCACUGGCUGGCGGGAUUUCCUCCAACAUUUGGGAGUUUGCUGCUUUGUGGCUUUCCUUUCCGUGAGCCUCCUCUCAGCAGCCUUCUUCUGGGUUCUGCCAUCUGUCGCGGGACUCUCUGCUGUCUGGAUGGUCACCUGUGUUUUUCUGUGCUGUUCCAAGCACGCUCGAUGCUUCACUCUUCUCGCCUUUCUCUCUUGUGGCCUCCGGAAAGGUAGGAACGCUUUGAUUGCAGCUGGCACAGGGGUGGUGAUCUUUGGACAUGUGGAAAAUAUUUUUUAUAACUUCAGACGUCUCCUAGACAGUAUGACUUGUAACCUAAGAGCGAAGAGCUUGUCCGUACAUCUUCCACUUUUAAAACGAUAUACCGAAGCCAUUCAGUGGAUUUACGGCCUUGCCACUCCACUCAAUCUAUUUGAUGACCUUGUUUCUUGGAACCAGACUCUGGUGGUCUCUCUCUUUAGCCCCAGCCACACCCUGGAGGCUCAUCUGAAUGACACUAAAGAAGAAGUCCUGAGCAUCCUGCACCAUAUGGUGGAAACCACGGAGCUUCUGUCGUCCUUGGGUCAGAAGCUGCUUGCCCUCGCCGGGCUCCUGCUCAUCCUCCUCAGCACCGGCCUCUUUCUGAAGCGAUUCCUGGGCCCCCGGGGCUGGAAGUAUGAGAACACCUAUAUCACCAGACGAUUCGUUCAGUUUGAUGAAAAGGAGAGGCUCCAACAGCGGCCCUGCGUCCUCCCGCUGAGUUCGAAGGAAAGGAAGAAAUAUGUCACCGUCCCAUCUUUGCAGCUGGCUCGGAAAGAGAGGAAACACCUGGGGCUGUUUUUCCUUCCUAUCCUGACCUAUCUCUACAUGUGGGUGCUGUUCGCCGCUGUGGAUUAUCUACUCUAUCGACUCAUUUCCUCCGUGAACAAACAGUUCCAAAGCCUGCCAGGGCUGGAAGUUCACUUGAAACUGCUCGGAGAGAUGCGAGGACCUCGAGGCGUCAUCCAUGAUUCCUCCUUUAAUAUAUCUAUGUUUGAACCCAGCUGCAUUUUUAAACCACGGCUCAGUGUGUCUGAGACUUGGGUUCCUCUCAGUAUUAUUCUUAUUACACUAACAAUAUUAGGACUGUUGUCUUCCAUGCUGAUGCAGCUUAAAAUUCUAGUGUCAGUAUCCUUCUACCCUGAAGUGGAGAGGGAGCGAAUCCAAUACCUCCAUGCAAGGCUACUUGAGAAAAGGUCAAAGCAGCCAGUGGGCGAAGCUGAGAGGAAACCGAUCCUGUGCUUUAAAGAGAUUCAUUUUUGGCUUCCAGUCCUGAAGAUGAUUAGGAGGAAGCACAUGAACGCUGCAAACAAAGAUGACCCGUGA